CAAUCUCGUAGUCAGAGAUCAAAGCAUGUAUUCUACUUGUCUAACGCCACUCCAGUUUUCGUCAUCUCCAAUCCUCAAAUAGGGUUUCGCUAAAUUAUCAGUCUCCUCCGAUUUCAGAUUCCCCCCUUUCCUCAACUGGCAGUCGAAAUUUUGCAGAAAACCUAAAAUUCGAAAUCGCCUUAUUCCACAACUCAGAAACAUUCGAUUUUCUUCGCUUCUGGUUUCUGAUAUCCUUUUCUCUGCGGACAAAACGAAUUCAAUGUUUGAUUUCGCCUGUUAAGCUUCCAUUGGAAUUUACCUAUUGUAUAUACCCAGUAUGAUGGCGCUUCCUCUCGGAAAGCUCACGCUAAUCGUUGGUGCAGGCCUUUUGGGGUCGGUUCUUGCUAAAGAAGGCGGAGUACCUAGUGUUUCUGAUGUUUUCUCUUUUACAUAUAAGCAUGUUUUCAAGCAACUUAAAAAUGAUGACUCGAGUUCGACUGCAUCGAGUUCAAAACCAAGAAAUGAUUCUUUGAUGCAACAGGUUAACAGUCUGCGUGAGGAGCUGCAACUCCUAGCAUCAAACAGAUCGGUUACAAUUGUAACUGGAUCCAGAUCAGCAUCUGGCAAAUAUGGUGUAAUUGUUAUUGUCGUAGUUGUUGGAUAUGGUUACAUUUGGUGGAAGGGCUGGAGACUUUCUGAUAUGAUGUUUGCAACAAGGCGUGGCUUAAAUGAUGCAUGUUCUUCUGUGGGUAAACAGCUUGAGAAUGUUUACUCCUCAGUUUCGGCCACUAGGAAGCAUCUAUCCUCGAGAAUUGACCGUGUAGAUUGUAAAAUUGAUGAGUGUGCUGAUAAUACUGCUGCAACAAAAGUGGAGGUAACUGAGCUACGAGGUGACGUAAAAGUGAUAGGUUCAGAUGUAGAAUCUGUCCACCAUGUCGUACGGUCUCUGGAAACUAAAAUUAGCAGGAUAGAAGGAAGACAGAAUGAAAUGAACUUUGGUGUCGGAAAGUUGGUUAACUUUGCCAGGAACCUAGAGAAUAGCAAAAGUAUGGAGCAAAUUGAGGGGGGUGCAUCAAGUUCGUCGAGGCCUGCUCUUGAAUUGCCACGUGUAUCUCCAGCAAGGGCUAUCUCGUUGCCUACCAAUACUUCACUAGAGCCACCGUCACCCUCAACUGCUAACGGAUCUCGGAAGAAACAACCUUUCUUGCCUCCCAAUUCUUCACACAGUAAUGGUUCUGCUUCAGGCCUUAAGGAGCUUAAUGGAAUAUCCGAUGAUGUGGGAAUUUCGAGCCUAAGCACACCACAGGGUUCAAAUGGAACAUCUGAAGAAACGCAGCCCGAGAGCGCUAGUGCUGGUCUGUUUGGGGGAAAAUUCCCGGGCUUUAGUGCAUCUUUUCUUACAAGAAUGCAGUCUUUCAAGUAGAGCAAUAUAUACUGUAGAUUGUGAUCAGAGGAACUAUUUCUAGGAUAUAAUUUUUUUGUAAUUACUAAUAGGAGAGACCUUUCUAUUUUAGUUAGGGCUAGCCCUUGAACCCAAAGGAAUGCCCCUCCUACAUUGGAACGUUACCCGAAUUUUGUAGGAGUCUGUCUCUAUUUCCCGUAAUUUUGCUAUGCGACAAUUUUUUUGUUUAUUUUUAUCCAUAUUCGGUAGUAUUAGAAAGUAGUAGAAAAUAUUGAAUAACAGAGACCUGUUUUUCUGUCAACUUAUGGUCUCGUUGUAUACUUGUGUGACAGACGUGAAGAUUUGGACGGUCACUUUGAUUUAUUUCCUUGUUGAAAUACUAUCCCCGUUUUUGUUUACUUGUUCAUUCGUUGGUUGAAA
Erythranthe guttata (spotted monkey flower) is the source of this 1801-nucleotide messenger RNA. RefSeq lists its product as uncharacterized. NCBI's taxonomy places the organism in Eukaryota, Viridiplantae, Streptophyta, Magnoliopsida, Lamiales, Phrymaceae. The record is from RefSeq and is a predicted model, not a curated record.